UGCCGGGAGGCGCCGCCAAUGUGAACAGCUCAGUCCGGUGAAGGAGAGCAGAGAAGCUCUGAAGCUGUCCGCCCCCCGGCUUACAUGUCAGGGGCCACACUGCUUGCGAGGUGCUCUCAGGGAGGAGGAGGAUGACCAUGAACGGCAAGCAGCAUUUCUCCAUGCACCCUGCUCUGCACGAGCCCAAGUACACCGGCCUGCAUUCAGGCUCGGAGGGCAUGCGCAGAGUCUGUCUGCCCGCCCCGCAGCUGCAGGGCAAUAUAUUCGGAGGCUUUGAUGAGAGCCUGCUGGCACGGGCAGAAGCUCUGGCGGCUGCUGACAGCAUUGUCUCUCACGGCAAGAGUCACCCGUUCAAACCAGACGUGACUUACCAUACCAUGAGCAGUGUCCCCUGCACCUCAGCCUCCUCUUCUUCCUCCACCACGGUGCCCAUCUCCCACAUCCCCUCCACCAUCGCGUCCCAUCACCACCACCACCACCAUCACCUGGGACAGACCCUGGAGGCCGGGGACCUCCUGGAGCACCUCUCCACCAGCCUGGCCGUGACCGGGAUGGGUGCUCCGGAACCUCCAGGGAUGACUACAACGGCGCACCACCACCACCAGCACCCCCAUCACCACCUGCAGACCAUGGGGCAGCUGCAUCAGGCGAUGGCCAACAUGGCCCACCCUCACUCCCUGUCAGUGCACGGCGGCAUGGCGUGCAUCAACGACGUGGAGUCGGAUCCCAGGGAGCUGGAAGCCUUCGCCGAGCGGUUCAAGCAGAGGAGGAUCAAGCUCGGAGUGACCCAGGCGGACGUCGGGUCUGCGCUGGCCAACCUCAAGAUCCCCGGAGUGGGGUCACUGAGCCAGAGCACCAUCUGCAGGUUCGAGUCCCUCACGUUGUCCCACAACAACAUGAUCGCGCUGAAGCCGGUUCUCCAGGCCUGGCUGGAGGAGGCGGAGGCUGCGUACCGGGAGAAAAGCAACAAGCCGGACCUUUUCAGCGGCAACGAGAGGAAAAGGAAGCGCACGUCCAUCGCGGCGCCGGAGAAGCGCUCUCUGGAGGCGUACUUUGCCAUCCAGCCGCGGCCCUCCUCGGAGAAAAUUGCGGCCAUCGCAGAAAAGCUGGACCUGAAAAAGAACGUGGUUCGAGUGUGGUUCUGCAACCAGCGGCAGAAACAGAAACGGAUGAAAUACUCUGCGGUGCACUGAGUUUCACACAUCAUGAAUAAAAUAGCCUACUACAUUUUUGAUCGAGUGAUUAAUAAUAACCUAAGUAGCCUAUAACUCACAGGGAUCUGUCAACAGCGUCUCUCUCUCGUCUGGGAUUAAAAGACUUUGGUCUUUGAAGCUUUUCAUUUUCGUGUCACUCACUCGUUGC
This is a messenger RNA of Solea solea (common sole), 1362 nucleotides long. It is a transcript of the gene pou4f3, whose product is annotated as POU class 4 homeobox 3. Gene Ontology annotation, biological process: regulation of transcription by RNA polymerase II. The transcript has 2 exons. Lineage: Eukaryota; Metazoa; Chordata; Actinopteri; Pleuronectiformes; Soleidae. The coding region runs from base 132 to 1193 and encodes 353 amino acids. Gene Ontology annotation, molecular function: DNA-binding transcription factor activity, RNA polymerase II-specific; RNA polymerase II cis-regulatory region sequence-specific DNA binding. The record is from RefSeq and is a predicted model, not a curated record.